Molecule: messenger RNA, 3011 nt
Organism: Lotus japonicus
Lineage: Eukaryota; Viridiplantae; Streptophyta; Magnoliopsida; Fabales; Fabaceae
Product: FT-interacting protein 1
Exons: 1
Coding region: 303-2699 (798 amino acids)
Source: RefSeq, a predicted model, not a curated record
GAUCACAAAUAAUAUAGACUUGUAAAAGAGACCCCAAACCAGGGCCUUAAAGGUGACAUGCAUAAACAAAGUCUCACAUCUCUAUUUUCAAGAGAGUCCAAUUAUAUUUGUCUUUCCAUAAUUUCUAUUUGUUGCUGUUCCAGGAGUUUGAGCAACAACAGUUAAUAAAGGACACUUCUGCUGACUCUCAGUUCUGGUAGUAAUUUUUAUUUACUUCUCCAGUUUCAUUCCUCAAAACACAUGAAAGUACAGGUUCUGCAGCAAGAAGCAAUUUGAAAGGUGAAUUUUUCAAAUAAGCCACAAUGAGUUCUUCCAAACCUGCUCCAAAGUCAAACCAAGAAGAUUACCAGUUGAAAGACACAAAGCCCUCGCUUGGAGAAAGGUGGCCACAUGGAGGACAACGCGGCGGCAGUGGUUGGCUUUACAGUGAAAGGGCUACGAGCACUUAUGAUCUGGUGGAACAGAUGUUCUACCUCUAUGUUCGUGUGGUGAAGGCCAAAGAACUCCCACCAAAUCCUGUCACGGGAAGCGUCGACCCUUAUGUUGAGGUGAAGGUUGGCAAUUACAAGGGAAAAACAAGGCACUUUGAGAAGAAGACCAACCCUGAAUGGAAGCAGGUUUUUGCAUUCUCAAAGGAAAAGAUACAGUCUUCAUUUGUUGAAGUAUAUGUGAAAGACAAAGAGAUGGUUGCCAGAGAUGACUACAUAGGGAAAGUUGACUUUGAUAUGCAUGAAGUUCCAACAAGAGUCCCCCCAGAUAGCCCCUUGGCUCCUCAGUGGUACAGGCUUGAGAAUCUGAAGGGAGAAACCAGGAGAAGAGGAGAAAUCAUGCUGGCUGUUUGGUUGGGAACACAAGCUGAUGAAGCAUUUCCAGAGGCUUGGCAUUCAGAUUCUGCUUCAGUUAAAGGGGAAGGACUUUACAGUAUCAGAUCAAAGGUGUAUGUCAAUCCAAAGCUCUGGUACCUCAGAGUUAAUGUUAUUGAAGCACAGGAUGUUGAGCCACAUGAUAAAAGCCAGCCACCCCAAGUGUUUGUAAAGGCUCAAGUUGGACAACAAAUGCUAAAGACAAAGUUGUGUCCAACAAAAACAACCAAUCCAAUGUGGAAUGAAGAUCUGGUGUUUGUGGCAGCUGAACCUUUUGAAGAACAGCUGGUGCUAACUCUAGAAAACAAGGCUUCAGCAGCAAAAGAUGAAGUUGUGGCCAAAUUGACCCUGCCGCUGAACAAAUUCGAGGUCCGUAUGGAUCACCGCGCGGUAGACUCGCGGUGGUAUAACGUUGAGAGAUUCGGCUUUGGUGUUUUGGAGGGUGACAAGCGGAAUGAAAGAAAAUUUUCAAGCAGAAUUCACCUCCGGGUCUGUCUUGAAGGUGGUUAUCAUGUUCUUGAUGAAUCCACAAUGUACAUUAGUGACACAAGACCAACUGCAAGACAGCUAUGGAAGCAGCCAAUUGGGAUUCUUGAAGUGGGAAUCUUGAGUGCUCAAGGGCUCCAACCUAUGAAGACAAACGAUGGAAAAAGCUCCACUGAUGCAUACUGUGUGGCAAAAUAUGGACUCAAAUGGGUCAGAACUAGAACAAUCACAGAAAGCUUCAACCCGAAAUGGAACGAGCAAUACACAUGGGAAGUGUAUGAUCCUUGCACUGUCAUAACUUUUGGGGUUUUCGACAACUCCCACUUGGGUUCGACAUCUCAACAAACACCUGGUGGUGGAGCUAAAAACGACUCUAGAAUUGGCAAGGUGAGAAUUCGUUUAUCCACAUUGGAAAUGGAUAGGAUUUACACGAACUCAUACCCACUACUUGUUCUUCGUCCCACGGGACUAAAGAAAAUGGGUGAAUUGCAACUAGCAAUUCGAUUUACAUGUCUCUCUUUAGCUCACAUUAUCUACCUUUAUGGACACCCUUUGCUACCCAAAAUGCAUUACCAGCAUCCAUUCACUGUGAACCAAUUAGACAGCUUAAGAUACCAGGCUAUGAGCAUCGUCGCGGUUCGCCUCGGGAGGGCAGAACCGCCGCUAAGGAAGGAGGUUGUUGAGUACAUGCUGGAUGUAGAUUCUCAUAUAUGGAGUUUGAGAAGGAGCAAAGCCAAUUUCUUUAGAAUUGUGACAUUGUUUUCAGGUCUAAUCUCAAUGAGCAAGUGGCUUGGUGAGGUGCAGAAAUGGAAGAACCCAGUGACCACAAUUCUAGUUCAUGUUCUAUUCUUCAUCCUCCUUUGCUAUCCGGAAUUAAUCCUCCCCACGAUCUUCCUCUACAUGUUUCUCAUAGGAAUUUGGAAUUUCCGGUCACGGCCGCGCCACCCUCCACACAUGGACACCAAGCUUUCAUGGGCCGAAGCGGCGCACCCAGAUGAACUAGAUGAGGAGUUUGACACAUUUCCAACUUCAAAAGCUCAGGAUGUGACAAAAAUGAGAUAUGAUAGGCUUAGAAGUGUGGCUGGGAGGAUUCAAACUGUGGUUGGAGAUAUUGCAACUCAGGGUGAGAGGCUUAAUGCUUUGUUGAGUUGGAGAGACCCAAGAGCGACGAGUUUGUUUGUGAUUUUCUGUCUUGCUGUCGCGGUUGCCCUGUAUGUUACGCCUUUCAAGAUUGUUGCUGCUGUUGCUGGAAUGUACUGGCUCAGGCAUCCUAAGUUCAGGAGCAAGCUACCCUCGGCGCCUGGGAAUUUCUUCAAGAGGUUGCCAUCUCGUGCUGAUAGCAUGCUUUGAGGCAGGCACCAAAGGAAGCAGAAGAGAAGAUAUUAUGAUCCAUGCAGUUCUUGUGUAGUUGUGUUAGUGCAAUGUUGAUUCUUUACUAUUUGGUGGUGGGGAAAGAGUAAUCAUUUGUUUGUUGUUAUCAAAUUUCCAAUUCAUGAGUUUUGUUAGUCAUACUUUUCUUCUAAUAACGAGUUUGUGUUAGUGAUACUUGUAAUAAUCGAUGAGUUCUUCAGGGUAGUUAAUUUAUGUAGGUUCAACCCUCUAAACUACUCAGAUAAGAGCGCAUUCUGACGAAAUGUUGAUCAAAAGGUGAGAAAUUCUUGA